AGUGCUUUAUACAAGAAAGUGCACGGAAAAGUAAAAUCGACCACACUAAGAACAUUUGCGAUCUUAAGGAUACAAUAGACAAGUAUAGAAUAUUUCCAUUCAUGGAUUCAUCACAGCUUCCGUCCUAUGAUCGGGUUAAAGCAUAUGAUCGGGAAAAGGACGAGUUCAUAAACGAUGAAAGCAGAAAGUACUCCAACUGUGUAGAAGCAGCUCUGCUAGGACUAGUGUGCUGUUUAGUAUAUGAUCCAAAUAAAAAGAAGUACAAUACAGACCAUCUGCCCGACAAUGAAGAAACUAAGCCACUGAAAGACUUCUUUAAAAAGUAUUCUGAGCCAAGAGAAACCACUGACUAUGAAAUGCACGAAGAUUGGUGUAGAGUGAUAGCAGACUUGAAGAAUGACAAGAUUCUUUACUUAGAGGAGAAGACGAAUGAGCUGGACAGCAGUUUGUUGAAUAUUCUUUAUGUUGUAUCGGACAUAACUGGAAGCAAAGAAGAAGUAGUUAAAGAAAUUAAGUGCUUAGAAAAGCUUCUUUCUAAUAAGAAUACUAAUGAUAAGCUUGAUAUAGAAGAAAGCUUGACUACAAUGUUCAAGGAGCUAUCAAAUAACAAGAAUCUUGAUGUAGAGUGUGACAAAUUUACAGUGGGUACACGAGAAGAUAAUAAUCUGGACUUAUUUGGUGAGUUUAAGCUAGUAUAUACUUUUAAUGAGAAAAAAAAUGGAAUAUUAGUGAAGAUAACUCCUGGUCAUUCCUCAUUAAGCUUAUUGGAAGACCUAUUGUCUAGUGAAGACAAAAAUAUUAUUAAAAAAAAGCUGACUGAAAUGCAAAAUACUUAUAGUAAUAUAGAGAGUUACACUGCAUACACAAUUAGACAGUAUAUAAACAUAGAACUUGCUAAGAUGGAGCAAAAAUCUGUAUUUAGCCGGAUUAAAGAAAGUAUUAAAAAUAACC
Messenger RNA from Nematocida parisii ERTm1, 951 nucleotides. RefSeq lists its product as uncharacterized. Lineage: Eukaryota; Fungi; Microsporidia. The annotation marks the transcript as partial. The transcript has a single exon. The record is from RefSeq and is a predicted model, not a curated record.